This is a messenger RNA of Solenopsis invicta (red fire ant), 581 nucleotides long. RefSeq lists its product as uncharacterized. Lineage: Eukaryota; Metazoa; Arthropoda; Insecta; Hymenoptera; Formicidae. The record is from RefSeq and is a predicted model, not a curated record. The transcript is spliced from 2 exons. The coding region runs from base 283 to 471 and encodes 62 amino acids.
UUCAACACAUAGCGUCUUGCACAAAGAUUGUCUAUUUUAUGUUUCCGGUAUAAAUAACACAUUGCGAUCAUACGUGACAAACGUGAUGCGGAUGUAUAGUAAAAGCUAUCAAAUGGUAAAUGUGAUGUGUUUAUCAUAUUAUAUUUGUCGUUAACUAAAGUCACUUAUAGCUAAGAGUAUAAAAGGAAAUCCUCUCACGUAAUGCUUUCAAUUGAAAAUUAAUUCACGAUAGUAACUAUUCUGAAGCAAUAUUGUGUUCUUACAAGAUUAUUCUUCAAAAACAUGGAGAAUAGUCGUACCAGUACUUAUCUUAUAUUUUUAAUGGUCACAUUUUUAUUAAUAUCAACUUAUAUCACGAUGGUGGUAACUGAACCAGAUAAAAUAAAUAUUCCGAGUCGCGGAUGUCCUGAGGAUCAGAAAAGAGAUAGCCGUGGGCGAUGUCGUAGAGUACUGGAGAAUUUGACACAAUAAUGCUGUUGCAGUUUAUAUUUGGGAAAGAAAGGGGAAAUGGUUAUUAAUAAGUGUUAUAAAUUAUCCAUUUUAACAAUUAUAAAUAAACUGCAAUAAACUGUACAUAUUCA